AUGUCCGAACAAUGGGUCUCGACUGGAAAACGAUUCUGCGAAAUUUGUAAGGUACGUGACCACUUUGAACAGUAAAAAUGGAGUGAAAAUAUUUUUUCUACAAAAAAAAUAUUUCGCAAGUUUUUCAGCACUUUAAUAGCUUGAUUAGCAUAAUUUUGAGUUGUUUAUAGUGCUCCAAAAGUGUGUGAGUAUACAAAAACUAUAAACAACAUUUCAAAAGAUCAAUUUUUUUAUUCCAGGUGUGGUUCGGCAACAACAAGGCCUCGCAGGACCAUCAUGAGCGUGGGGAGCGUCACAAAGCGAUGCUGCAGCAGCGGAUCCGCGAAACGAUGCAAAAGGGCAAGAAACAAGAGGCGGCCGACCUGAAACUCAACGGAACUCUCGCCAAAAUGGGCGCGGCGGCGGCGGCCUCGAUGGCCCGGCACGGCGAGGGAAUAGUGGCGGGACCGGCGGUUCCGAGCACCGGACUCCGCAUGAACAUCUUCGAUCCGAGCAAGCACCGCGACCUCGGCUCCAUGGCCAGAGAAAUGGCGGCGCGAAGGGAGGCGGGCGUCCAGAAACGGACGGCCGCCGCGCCCGCCGGAGCACCCGAUCUCAAAGUCAGCAAGGACGAUGUCGUGUCCGCCUAUCGAGAUUGUAAGUGGAAUUGCACAAAAUUUGGGAAAAAACAGUCUGAAACUCUCGAACAAUGACGGAAAAAUGUGUCAAACUCUCGACAAACCGUCGGCUAUCGACAUUGUGAAAGAACUUUCAAGUUUAUCGAACAAUUCGGUAAAGAAACAGACAGAAAUUGCCAAGAAAACACACUUUCCGCGCGUUUUUGAAUUAAAAAUGUGGUUUUCCAAGUUUUUGGGUAAAAUUGAAGCUUUCAUAGAAAACAAUAGCCUUACGAAUGUUCGUGUGACUGAUUCCUACAGAAUGAUAUCGGAAAAGUAGUGAAAAUGUGUACCUGACAUAAAUGGCAAUGUAUAGCGACUAGAAUUCUGAGCAAAAGUUCAUACAAAAUCAGUUUUCACUUCUCAGCGCCUCAUUUUUUUCAGUGACGAACCCGAAUGCGGCUGGCCCCGCCCUCCCGGAGCACUUGGCCGUUGGCUACAUGCCCGAGCAACAAGUGCAAUGCGCCGAGAUCCAGUGGGUCCGCGCCAAGAACCCCGAAGGACCCGGUCACUACUUCUACAAUCUGUUCGACAAUAGCACACGAUGGGACGCGCCGGCGCACUUCUACACCGAACAACAGUACGCGCAAAAGUGCGAGGAAUUUGAGAAGAAUCGCAAAAAGAACUACUACGGACUGGAUGAGGUGAUGGCGGUGCGCGGCGGAAAAAAAGACGUGGAGCGGUACAUUCGAGAGCAAUUGGCCGAGAAUGGGCUCGCGGAGCAAGUGGACGCCAACCGCAAAGAGCUGAACUACACGGAUCGGCCACGGAAAGGCCAGAAAUUGACAAAAGCCGAGAAAAAAGAGGCGUGGGAGCAGCGGAAGCGGGAGAAAGAGGAACGGAGACGAAAGUGGGAGCUGGAGAAGGAGAAGGAGCCGGAGCCAGAAGAAGAAGAAGAAGAAGAAGACUCGGAUGAUAAUUCUGGAGAUGAUGAUGACGAUGAUGAUGACGAUGUCAGCGAUGAGGAGGCUUUCGAGAUUAUUGGUGAGUUCCGAGUGCAAGUGGUUCAAAAGACAAGGGCCGUCCCCGAUUCCAGACUAUUAUCGUCUUUUUCAGGAACUCCGGAACGUGAGGCGAUGCUCGAGGAGGACGAGGACGAAAUGCUCGUGGCCCCGCCCCCUCCACCGUCCCCACCACCUCCACAACCGUCUUCCAAAUCGGAAUUCGAAUUCGCGAAGCCAUUGCCGUCGUCUGCACUUCCGAGUGCUCCGUACGGUUCGUGGGUGCGAAUAACGAAAGAGGAAAAGUCGGAAAUUCCGUUUGAAUCGCCGCUGACCGCCCGUUAUCGAGAAGAAGAGGAGGAGAAGAAAAAGGAGGAGGAGAAGCGGAAUGCGGCCGAGGAAAGCACCGUCCGAGUGGAGUUUGGAGAGAAAACCGCCGCCGUGAUGACCAAAAAGGUGAGGAGCAUUGUUUUGAAAGUGAAGCCUAAUUUUGCACUCUGCUUCAGGUGAAAGGACCGAUCGAGUUCAAGAAAAAGACUGGAAAUCGCAAUAUUCGCAAAAGAGAGGAAUAA
Messenger RNA from Caenorhabditis sp. 36 PRJEB53466, 2169 nucleotides. The record is from the annotation of a GenBank genome assembly. NCBI's taxonomy places the organism in Eukaryota, Metazoa, Nematoda, Chromadorea, Rhabditida, Rhabditidae.